Paramuricea clavata is the source of this 345-nucleotide messenger RNA. The record is from the annotation of a GenBank genome assembly. Lineage: Eukaryota; Metazoa; Cnidaria; Anthozoa; Malacalcyonacea; Plexauridae.
AUGGCGGACAAUGAGAAUUCUGUUCCGCCUGAGCAAAUAGAAUUUUUGAAGUGGUUGGAAGAUAACAGGUUUUCCCAGUUUCGUGAAAAUUUCUGUAGGAACAAAAUCAACACACUGCAGAGGCUUUGCUUACUGAAAUCUGAGGAGCAGCUUGCUCGAAUUGGGAUUGACAGCUUUGGUGACCAACUCGAUUUACUAGAUUGUAUUUCCAAACUGAGAGCGUUACAAAAUGCUACGGAAGCAGUAGGACAGGGCUGCCAAAAUCAAACCCAGCAAAACAAAAGCAAUCUACCCUCAACUUUGGUCAGACUUCCAAACCGAAAACAACACCGGACACAAAGGUGA